AUGGUAAGAAAUAGUUUAAAAACUUUAAGCAUCAUGGUUGAUCUAUCGAACUAUCCUUAUCCAACGUACGAAUCAAAUAGAGCUGCUGCUGGUGCACUUGCUGUACUCAUCGGUAUUUCAUUAAUUGCAUGGAUUGUUCAAUCAAUUCAAAUACGUUUUAAACCACGUCGACCUAUUAUUCUUAUGCUCAUAUCUCAUCUAACCAUUGUUAUUCAUCUUAUAUUACGUGCAGCUUUUUCUACGGAAAGACGUAAUUCGAGAGUUGGUUUUACAGUUAUAACAGUUCUACUUGCCGUUGGUCUACGUACGAUUAUUUUAGCCAAUUAUGAUUUUCUUACACAAGUAGACAAACUUAAAACAUGGAUCUCUCGAACUAUUAUCAUAGGAUCGAUGGUCACCGUUAUUGGAUCAGCAGUUCUCAUGGCUCCAGCUGGUACAUUAUCAUAUGACUCUGAUACAAUCGAAAGAAGUUUUGCAUUACGACAAGCAUCAUCUGGCAUUAUUCUCGGUUUAACUAUUCUCUUCUAUCCAAUUUGGUUUGCAAUAAAAAUAACAAAACAUAUGACAAAACAAGCUAUUAUUCUCUUGAUUAUUUCAAGUAUUGCUUGUUUGAUUGUUUCUAUUUUUCUUGUAAUUACAUCAGUUCCACAAUAUUAUGUUGAUUCAAAUGAUAGAGAAUUUUGGUUCUAUGUUUUUCAACUUACACCUAUUGCUAUUGCACAAUUCACAUGGACAAUCUUACAUCCAAAACGAACAUUAAAACCAACAGAUCCAUCAAAAGACGCAGCAAAUAUCAACGCUAACAUUAAUGAUGACUUGUAA
Messenger RNA from Rotaria sordida, 822 nucleotides. Lineage: Eukaryota; Metazoa; Rotifera; Eurotatoria; Philodinida; Philodinidae. The record is from the annotation of a GenBank genome assembly.